Molecule: messenger RNA, 180 nt
Organism: Durusdinium trenchii
Lineage: Eukaryota; Dinophyceae; Suessiales; Symbiodiniaceae
Source: the annotation of a GenBank genome assembly
AUGCUGGAACCACUCUUGCCGCAUGAGCUGCCAGAUGAUGCGGUCUAUCGGAACUUGCUGGCAACCCAGGGCUGGCUCUUCAUUGCGCCGUUGGUCUUGGUGCGCUUCACGCCCGGUCGGCUCAUAGGCCCAGCGGUCUGGGGCCUCGUGACGAUGCUCGGCCCAGCGGUCGGCCGUUGA